AGAUUGCAUAUAUACACGUCGCUUUUGUAGUUUUGUAUACCCCGUUCCUUCUCUAUCCAUCUAUCUAGUAAAACAGACAAAACCCAUCCAUAUAUCUAUAUAAAGAACUAAUCAAUCCAAAUUUUAAGUUUACCACUUGCAGAGGAAGGAUAUUAACCGAAAGAGAAAGAGAAAGGAAAGGAGUUAGAUCGAGAUAGAGAUAGAGAGAUGGAAGCUGUAGAGGGGCAAGAACAGUUGGUGCAAUCCAGGGUUAUGAGGGUGCUGUCAGAAGAAUCAUGGAACUACUUCAUGACUCAAGCUAGCAGUGAAGGCUGCCCUGUAGCGAUACAUUUUACUGCUGCUUGGUGCAUGCCAUCUGUUGCAAUGAACCCUGUUUUUGAAGAAUUGGCUAUGAUUUACGAAGAUGUCUUGUUUCUUGUGGUGGAUGUGGAUGAUGUCAAGGAGGUAGCAACAAAAAUGGAACUGAAGGCAAUGCCAACGUUUUUGGUGAUGAAACAAGGAGGCGGUCAAGUAGUGGAUAAGGUUGUUGGUGCAAAUCCUGAAGAGAUAAGGAGAAGGAUUGAUUCCUUUGCUCAGUCCAUUCGUGCUUCUAAAUGACACACACUAUACAUAACUUUCCUAAUGUUCCUUGGAAGUUUUUUCUUUUUCUUUUUCUUUUCUUUGUUUACUUGAUAUACAUAAAGCAUAUCCUUUGAAGUAUUUUAUGUUUUGUUCAUGUAAAGUAAAGCUAUAAGCAAAUGUUUGAAUAAUGAUGGAUGCAAUUUGAUUUAGUUUCCUUUCAAA
Papaver somniferum (opium poppy) is the source of this 783-nucleotide messenger RNA. RefSeq names its product thioredoxin-like protein CXXS1. The coding region runs from base 208 to 597 and encodes 129 amino acids. The transcript has 3 exons. The record is from RefSeq and is a predicted model, not a curated record. NCBI's taxonomy places the organism in Eukaryota, Viridiplantae, Streptophyta, Magnoliopsida, Ranunculales, Papaveraceae.